Pundamilia nyererei is the source of this 4169-nucleotide messenger RNA. It is a transcript of the gene trafd1, whose product is annotated as TRAF-type zinc finger domain containing 1. Bases 356 to 2053 code for a protein of 565 amino acids. The record is from RefSeq and is a predicted model, not a curated record. The transcript is spliced from 12 exons. NCBI's taxonomy places the organism in Eukaryota, Metazoa, Chordata, Actinopteri, Cichliformes, Cichlidae. Gene Ontology annotation, molecular function: zinc ion binding. Gene Ontology annotation, cellular component: mitochondrion. Gene Ontology annotation, biological process: negative regulation of innate immune response.
UCAGCCAUUGCACGGUCCUCCUGUCAACCAAUCAGAGAUCAGUCUGGCGAGAUAAGUGAAGCUUUUGUGCCCUGAGUUAAGACUUACAGUUAACUUUGACCCUUAACUGCUUCAACGUAAGUGGGUCCAGACCCCAAAAUAUAGAGCCUGCCAUUCCGUUCGGUAGGUGUAUUCUGGUUGCAAUUUUAUAAAUUGUGACGAGACGCUUUGGUUUGGUUGAGUCGUAAACUGCCUGACGAACUCCGCGUUGGGUGUCAAUCUAAACCAGCUCAAGAAGGAAAUAGCGAACUGUUUUUCUGGCUAGUUGUCGUCAAGUAGUUAUCUGUCGUCUGUGAGUUUGGUCUUUGGUAAAAUCAUGGCAGAUGAAAACACACAGUUCUGUGGCAAUUGCAAACAUGACAUCCCUGAGGCCAAUUUUACAACCCACGAGAUUCACUGCAGAAGAAAUAUUUCUCUGUGUGAUGUGUGCCAGGAGCCAGUACCCAGGUCAGACCUGCAGGAUCACAAGCAGCAGGAACAUACACAGAUUACCUGCAAGUGUGGUUUAAAGAUUGAGAAGAAUAAUUUGGAUGCCCACCAGAGCUCUGAAUGCUCUCAGCGGCUGGUUCCAUGCCAGUACUGCGAACUGGAGCUUGUCUUCAGUCAGUCCAAAGACCACGAGGAUUAUUGUGGAACGCGCACUGAGCCUUGUCCCUACUGCAAGUGCAAUGUAAUGCUGCGAGAACAAGCUACACAUCCAGCCUUAUGUGGAAGCCUCACACCGCCCCAAGAAAGAAACAACAGUAGGAUGGGUCGAAGUCCAGGGGACCCUCAGUCAGGGGCAUGGCUGGAAGCUCACUCUAUUAGAAACCCCCUGAGAAGCCAAGAGAGAGGCCCGAAAAAUAAUAACGUCAGUGCAGCAGAGCAGCAGGUCUUUCCCCGACCUUCAGUUUAUAAUACUUCAAGGGGAUUUCGGCCCUUAGGAGACUGGAGAAAUAUUUCACCACAGAAUCCUUUCAGCAGCUUGCUGGGGCAGAGUGAUUUUCUGCACAGCAGAAGCGGCAGCACAUGGGCACAUACUGAGCACACUCUGGAUGAUGAUUCAUCUGGUCUGGACUACAUGUUGGCUCUCAGCCUGCAGACUGAAGGAGACACGGGGUCCAGAGGUGUCGAGGGCAACGUGUGGAGUGGUAUCUGGGAUCACAAGAUUGGAAAAUCCAACACUUCUCUGUCCAACAACAACUAUCCAGACUUCACUGUUGGAUCGAGUACAAGUGCAGUGCAGGACCACGAUCAAAAAGAUGCAAUGCUGCCUUGUGAAUUUUGCGAGGAGCUGUUUCCAGAAGACGACCUCAUUUUACAUCAGACUGGAUGCAGUCCUGCUUCGGCCUUUGCGUCUUUCAGCAAACAGCCCUCAUCUCCACCUAAAGAUGACAGGACCAGCACCAGUACUUCAGGGCUGAUGCACAGCCUUCCUGACACACUCGCUUCUAAUAUCCCCACCUUCCCGCGGUCAGUCUCCCCAGCGUCCUACAGUCCUCCAGCCAGUCCACUAGAGGGCGAUGUGGUCAUACCAUGUGAAUUUUGUGGAGUUGCUCUUGAAGAGGCUGUAGUCUUUCACCAUCAGGACAAAUGUGAUAUGCGGCCCCAGAGUGCUCACCCUCUGAAUAACGUAACAAAAGCAUCGAUCAAAAAGCCACUAAGCCCUGGUAGAGAAGCCUUUGGGCUGCCGUCCCCAGAGUUUCAGAGGAGAAUAAGGCACCAAGCAGACUUCUUGGAUGAGGACUUUGCAUUUGACAGGGAAACACCAUCAGGGCAAAACCAAAGGGGAUGGCAGAAAAGCUGCAUCGGCCAACCGAAUCAAAGGAAGGCAUCAAACUUUGAUGUUUCGCUUAAGAACAGACCUCAGCAGGGCGGAGAAGAAGAAGGGGCUCACUUUUCUUUCAGUGACACAGACAAGAAUGCAUCUCUAAAGGGACUUCAUUAUCCAGAAAACAAAGAAGGAAGAGGUAACAGAAGGAAUCAAGUAUCAAAGUUACCCAAGAAGCAAAAUGAAGAGCAGGACGAAGAGUGAGAGCUGAGACUGGUGCAGAAAUGGAAUAACCAAAUCUUCUACUCUUCUGCUUUUCGUGUAACUUUUUGCACUUUUUGAAACUUAAUGAAACAUAUAGCUAUCUGCUAAGUGCCUGUGAGAGUGUUUGGAUUUUAAAGUUUAUAUCUUGAGGAAUUUUACUCUUAGUAUAAAAAAAAUAGAGUGCCCCUAUUAUGCUUCUUUGUAGCUUUGUAAUUUUUAUUUUGGGAGACUGCUACAGUAAGCUUACAUGCCUUAAUGUUCAAAACUACAAUUUUCUCAAACUGUAUACUUGUGAAAUCUUCAAAAGCUCCCAUUUAAGCUCCUCUCAUUUUAAGAACCCCCGUUGCACAAAACCCUGCUCUGAUUGGUCAGCUGGCAUGAAAGCAAGGACAGCUAUGAUUAUAUACUUAAGAUAGUCCAGAAUAGAGAGAAUUUUGAUUACUUCCAACUUUCUGUGAUUAGUUUACAUGUAAAUAUAAAUGAAAUCACAGUACAACCAUUAUCUCUUACUUAUCUGAACCAUCAUGAUGUGGCUGUUCUAACAUCAAGAUUAUAGGAGUGCUGAACUCUGCCUCCUCAGAUAUCAGGGGUGCAUGAAGACUCCUGCAUACCGUCUUUCAGUCAGCAGAACAUUUGGCAUGCUUUGCUCUAAACUAAGAUAUUUUGGAAUGAGCAGAAAUGACUCUACUGUGAAAAUCAUGGCAGACUGUGAGGCAGCUGCUCGUUCUUUGUUUGAGGGAGUGCCAGUCUUGUGGCAUUAUAGGAGUGUGGUGCAUAGCAAUCUAGAAUGAGUUCAGGAGCAGUGUUUUCUGGGGGUUGUAACUCCUUAUGGACUUUAUAACUUUGCAAACCUGCACAGAAAAGCUAAAUAGUGUAGCCAGCGUAGCGUCACCUGUUCAUUAGAGAAGUCCUGUUAGGAAGCCUCGAGCUGAUCUUUAAAACUGCACACUCACUAGUUAUCAACUUCUGAUUGACAAGAUGCUGACAGAUGACUCCGGCAAGGAGCAUAAUUUAUAAAAUGAACUUCAUGUUUUAUCCAGUAUGAGCUGAAGCUAGCUACUGAGCCCAUAAAUACUCCUCAUGGUAGCCAAGGAGCCGAGGACCAUUUUUCACAUAGCCUACAAACAGAGGAGACUGACCGCUUAAAAGGAUGCAGGCCUGAGGCAUACCUGGAGGUUAUGUCCAUCAUUCACAUACAGAUUAUAUGCAUAACACACUAAAGAAUAGGGAAAGCCUACAAAGUAUAAUAGGGGCACUUAAGUCUGUUUGGUUUAUUCAUACAUAUUCUACUUUAUAUCAGAUGUUUUAUGGCUAACAUGAAGCCUUCACUAUAAAUGCUAAGAUGGACUUAAUUUAUACUGAAUAUAAGGUUGUUUUUUUUUUUGUUUUUUUUUUAAGACCUUAAAAAUCACAUCUUGGUUUAUGAAGAAAACUGUGUGUGUGUCAAGGGCAGUCACCCGACCCCAACAGUGUCGUUUGUUAGACUUUAUAUUUCGUUUGUUACUCGAGCCUAUUAUUGUUACGUUUAAUUUUUUUUUUUUUUUUUUUGUAACCACUAUUUGCCGUUUCUUCGUCUUUCUAUAACCUAAAGCACUUUGAUAGAUUUUACAUUUAGUUUAAAGGGCUUGAGGAACAAUUUUAAUUUCUACAUCUUUGACCAAGAGAAGAUUUUUCAGUUCGAUUGAACACUUGUCUUUUUAUACUGUUAAACUUUUGUCUUUAAUAAUUUGUUUGUAACUACUCAGUAAUGUUUUCAUUUGUAUUUAAAUACCAUCAUAUCUCGGAUCAUAUAGAAUUCAUAUAGAAAGCUUAUAGAAUUAUAUUUGUGGUGUUAUAAGAUGUUUUCUAAUAUUUUAUGAAGUAGUGUUAAAAGUUUUGUAUGUUUCUCCUCUAAGUAGUUAGGAUAGAUAGGAUGUAUUUUGUGUGUAACAUAGGGCCUGCUCAUAUAAUGAGAUCUGCACAUUUUGCCUUUGUGAUCAAAAUGCCCAAGUAGACAGCAGCUCAUGAGCGAAAUCACCUUGUGUGUUGUUUUUGUUGGAUUUUAGGCUGACGUGCUGUUUAAGAACAGCUGUCUUGAUGCUCUUUGUCUUGUGUAGUUAUUAAAAGUUUUAAGGCG